This is a messenger RNA of Pestalotiopsis fici W106-1, 1575 nucleotides long. RefSeq lists its product as uncharacterized. The coding region runs from base 1 to 1575 and encodes 524 amino acids. NCBI's taxonomy places the organism in Eukaryota, Fungi, Ascomycota, Sordariomycetes, Amphisphaeriales, Sporocadaceae. The transcript has a single exon. Gene Ontology annotation, cellular component: membrane. Gene Ontology annotation, molecular function: acyltransferase activity, transferring groups other than amino-acyl groups. The record is from RefSeq and is a predicted model, not a curated record. Gene Ontology annotation, biological process: polysaccharide biosynthetic process.
AUGAACGGAUACGCCGCUUCGGGUAUAUCCCUCUCUCACGAGGAGAAAAUAUCUCUAAUCGAAGAGAAGUCAAUAUCAGACGUGGAAAGUGAAAGUGGAAGGGCAGAUCUGGAAAAGAGAUUUUCAACUCAACAGUGGUUCAAGCGGGCAGGAGUACACACAAGGGGGCCACGCCUUUCAUCAUGGGCAGCUAUAUUACUACGAGUAGGAAUCUUCCUAUUACCGAGCUUCGUACAGCACCGAUUUACCCACGACCGACCGAGAAGUGACCGGGUUGGUCCAACAGCAUACCUCGACGGCCUGCGCGGACUGGCAGCUCUAUUCGUCUUCUUCUGCCACUUCUUCUAUACAGCAUUCGUAAUUGCUGAUGGUUAUGGAAAAGAUGGGGGAAAUUAUCUCUUUUGGAAAUUACCAUUCAUCCGACUCUUGUUCAGCGGGCCUUCCAUGGUCUGCCUUUUCUUUGUCAUUUCAGGAUACGCCCUGUCCUUGAAGGCUAUCAAGCAGAUCCGAAGCCGCUCAUAUGAUGGCUUUGCCACCACCAUGUCGUCGUUUGUCUUUAGACGCGCCUUCCGACUAUUUCUCCCAACGGCAAUCUCCACUUUCAUGGUAGUAAUACUUUUGCAACUCGGCGCCUACGAAGUGACCAGAGAUUUCGCUGGCGACACCAACUAUGUGAGGGGCGUCAUUGAAACACACCCGCUUCAGGCAUACACUUUCAACUGGCAAUUGUGGCAUUGGGCCUGGGAAAUGUUUGAUUUCAUUCAUGUCUGGGGAUGGGAGCCUUUUGGUGGAAGUACCAUGUACGAUGUGCAUCUAUGGACGAUUCCCGUGGAAUACCGCUGCUCCAUGAUGCUAUUCCUGGUUCUUUUUGGGCUUGCAAGGGUCCGCACGGGAGUUCGAUUUGCCUGUCUGAUCGGACUGUCAUGGUUCUGUUUGCGCAACAACCGCUGGGAAAUGAUUCUCUUCCUCGCUGGCAUGGGCAUUGCAGAAAUGGAUGUCAUUCGCGGCGCGCACAACACUCCAUCGCAAACACAACCGCCGACGAGCCCGAUUCUACCUUUUGACGAAAAGUCGACAUUCAGACCCAGGGACUCCAAGGGCCUGUUCUGGAUCGUAUUGUCGAUACCAGCAAUGUACCUCAUGUCAGAACCGGACUUGGGAACAGAAGGAGUGCCGGGCUGGCAAUUCCUGGGCUCCCUCAUUCCCGAGUAUUUUGUGGACAAGUACCGAUUCUGGCAGAUUUGGGGAUCCAUCCUGUUUGUCAUUUGCGUCGCCCGCUCUCCAGCUUGGCAGCGCGUGUUCAACACUCCCUUUGUACAAUAUUUCGGCCGCAUCAGCUACGCCAUUUACUUAAUGCAUGGCCCGGUCAUGCACACAGCAGGGUUCAUGAUUGAGAAAUGGGCAUGGUCGAUUACGGGCACCGAGGGCACCGCGUAUACACACGGAUUCUGGCUUGCUGCCAUGUUCAACAUUCCCUUGGUCAUUUGGGCAGCCGAUCUCUUCUGGAGAGCCGUCGACGCUCCGACAGUCAAGUUCUCGAGAUGGAUAGAAAGCAAGUGUUUGGUGAAGGAAUAG